Aspergillus ruber CBS 135680 is the source of this 774-nucleotide messenger RNA. RefSeq lists its product as uncharacterized. The coding region runs from base 176 to 529 and encodes 117 amino acids. Lineage: Eukaryota; Fungi; Ascomycota; Eurotiomycetes; Eurotiales; Aspergillaceae. The transcript has 3 exons. The record is from RefSeq and is a predicted model, not a curated record.
CCCAUACAUAACAAUCCGGCUAUCCCACUUUCUCUUUUCUUUUUCUCUUCUGUCACUCAACUUCACUUCAUCGACUUAUUGUCUACUUCCACAGUAGAACACUGUUGCUUCAACCACGUGGAUAUCAAAUCCAAGUGGCCUACCAAUCUUACUGCACAUUGCUAUCCACACCGACAUGGCCCGUCAAAACUCCUUGGAAUCCUCGAGACCCAUCAUGCCCAACAACCGUGCCUCCCAGCGAUUCUCCACCGUCAGCGGAGCCGCUUCCAUUGCCUCCAACGGCGGCUUGCCCAGCGGUGACCCCCGCCUGGCUGAAGUCAACCACGUUCGCGAUGGCCUCGAGCGUCUCGAAAACAAACCCCUCCAGAAGCAGCGUUUCGUCCCCACCGCUGAAAAGACCGAAAGCCUCGACAAGCUGGCCAUUGGUGCCAAGAUGGAACGCGCGCUCGGCCGCAGAAUGACCGGUCAGGAUGCCGUUAUGCGCAAGCCUGUUAUGAGCGAGAAGGCCGCGGCUGAGGCUUCUACUUGAGUCUGUGGAGAAGAAAAUAUUUGUCUUGUCUCUAUUUUUGAUUUGUUCUAUUGGGUUCUUUCUUUUUACAUCUCUUUUUGUGGUUCUGGUGCACACGACUUUCGAUACCUGGUUUCCAUCGUUUGAUAUAAGAUCUCCCUCUCAUGACCAUCAUACCCCCGACUUUUCUUGUGUUUUGUACAUUUUUCCUUACAGCUGUCGAUGGCGUUUUUUUUUUUUUUUUUUCUUUUGAUCGAUUACGAGAU